GCAUAUCCUCUAUUUAAUAGAUCUUCUAGCUGUGCUUUCCACCCUAGCUACUAGUAGCUAGUUUUAAUAGUUUUUCUGGAUCCGGGCCGACAGCAAUGAACCUAUUGGAGUCUGUGUUUAUACUGACUACACUCUCCAUUUUUGUAUUAUCUACUACAAGCAAGGAUUAUGAUAAUACAUUUAAAGGUGAUAAGGGCGACAAAGGAGAUAAAGGUGAUAUUGGACCAGUAGGACCAGCAGGUCCUAAAAGUGGAGGAGCAGUGUACACUCGUUGGGGAAGGAAGUCCUGUCCUGCUGGAGCUGAACUGGUAUAUGAGGGACUAGCUGCAGGUGGUUAUUACAAUUAUAUGGGAGGAGGAGCCGACCAUGUCUGUUUGCCUGCAAAAGACCCUCAAAAUAUGAAAAAACCAAAGCCUCCUGAUAAUUCUUGGAUAUAUGGUUCUGAAUAUCAAGAUGUCAAUAGUAUAUUUCCAGAUAAGCAUGAUCACAAUGUUCCUUGUGCAGUAUGUUAUGCACCAACCAGGAGCACUAAACUGAUGAUUCCUUCCAGAACCAGCUGUCCUUCAUCAUGGACUAUGGAAUAUAAAGGAUACCUGAUGACGAGUCACCAUACUCACAAGAAAAAUAGCUUACACGAGUGCGUUGAUGAUAAUCCUGAAUCCAUUGAUGAGAGUGGUGCUAAUACUGAUGGUGCCCUUUUCUACUUUAUCCUCUCAACAUGUAUUAGUAUUCCUUGUCCACCUUAUGAUGCCAAUGAAGUUGUUACUUGUGUUGUGUGCACUAGGUAAUUUUUUGCUUUUGUUUAGCAAUUUUUGAAUCUUAUUUCA
Amphimedon queenslandica is the source of this 827-nucleotide messenger RNA. RefSeq names its product short-chain collagen C4-like. The record is from RefSeq and is a predicted model, not a curated record. The transcript is spliced from 2 exons. Lineage: Eukaryota; Metazoa; Porifera; Demospongiae; Haplosclerida; Niphatidae. The coding region runs from base 96 to 788 and encodes 230 amino acids.